Messenger RNA from Dendroctonus ponderosae (mountain pine beetle), 548 nucleotides. Its product is annotated as zinc finger protein 33B-like. Gene Ontology annotation, biological process: regulation of DNA-templated transcription. Gene Ontology annotation, molecular function: DNA-binding transcription factor activity, RNA polymerase II-specific; RNA polymerase II cis-regulatory region sequence-specific DNA binding. Lineage: Eukaryota; Metazoa; Arthropoda; Insecta; Coleoptera; Curculionidae. The record is from RefSeq and is a predicted model, not a curated record. The transcript has 3 exons. Bases 78 to 548 code for a protein of 156 amino acids.
AAACAUUUGCGAUUGUAUAGUGUUUCUUAUUUCUUCGAGUGGUUUUGUAUUUAUUGUAAUUUACUUUGAAUUUGAAAAUGAACUACACUAUAACUUGUAAUAUUUGCAACAAGAACUUUGGCGAACCAUAUAAUUUAAGGGCGCACAUAAAAAAAUUUCACCCAGGUAACUUAAACGACCUGGCACCCCUUAGAACGUUUAAGUGUUCUGCAGUCUGCAACGAGUGCAAUAAAACAUUUGUAAAAUACUCGAAUCUAACGCAGCAUGUCAAAAAAUAUCACAAAGAUAAAUUAAAUGAACUUACCAAGCCUAAGAAAUACGCUUUUGAAUGUGAUAAAUGUCAAAAACAUUUUACACAUUUGCGGCAUUUAAAAUAUCACAAGAAAUCCCAUGAAGCACAGAAAUCCAGCGGCCUAAAGUGCAUUUUAUGCAAAAAUAAAUCUGAUGCGAGUUAUUUUACAAAACCUGAUUUGCAUGAACAUUUUAAAAUGAGACAUGAUAUAGAUAUAGUCGUAUUUUGUUGUAACAGUUGUAUUUUAAUAGUUUAG